CCAGUGGUUAAAGAAAAGGGCUUGUAACCAGGAGGUCCCCGGUUCAAAUCCCACCUCAGCCACUGACUCAUUGUGUGACCCUGAACAAGUCACUUAACCUCCUUGUGCUCUGUCUUUCGGGUGAGACACUUAAUUUUUUUCUAAAUACCACCAAUGUUUGAGGUUCAGCAUCUUUUGUGAAACAGAAAACAACUGAUGUAACAGCCAAACUGGGACGGACUGGCAGAUAACAUGAACAGCACCGCAGGGAGCUGUGGCAGCCCCAGCUCUGGGGUCUCAGCAGAACCUGCCAGUGACCUCUUCAGAGACCUCUGGUCAAAGCUGAAAGACUGCCAUGAUAACGAAGUACAAGGGUUGCAAGGUAAAAUUGCCAAACUGAAGAAGGAGAGAUGUUUAGAUGCCGAAAGACUGGAGGAGUUUUUUACGAAAAACCAGAAGCUAAGAGAACACCAGAAAUCACUUCAAGACAAUGUUAAAGUUUUAGAGGACAGGUUAAGGGCAGGGUUAUGUGACCGAUGUGUUGUAACAGAAGACCAUAUGAGGAAGAAGCAGGUGGAAUAUGAAAACAUUCGACAGCAGAACCUAAAGCUCAUCACUGAACUCAUGAACGAAAGAAAUAACAUGCAAGAUGAAAACAAAAAGCUUUGCCAGCAGCUGGAGCAUCUUAGUAAAAUGAUGGAGGAGAAGUCCCGUCAGGCUAGGGAGAUUUUAGAUCAGGAGGAUGGGAUUAUCCCUGAUUCUCCUGUUAAACAGGUCUCCCUGUCUAUGGUGAGCAGACUGAGAAUGAAAAAGGAGGACAAGCAUGUUCGUUACUCUGAGAAAUCCCUUGCCGACUCCGAGAGAUCUCCAACCACCGAUGAGCAAGGUAAUAUUGGUAUGUUUUCAUUAAUCCAGCUUGGAAAUGGGAAGGAUAUCCUGGUGCCAGAAACAUGUGACCUAGAAUUAUCUCCAAACGCAAAAAAUCUUGGAAGUGGAUGUUUUUCUGCUGAAAAGCCUGGCUUGAAUUUAGCCACUGUUGUUGCUGAAACUCUAGGACUUGGCAUUCUCGAGGACACUGAGUCCCAGAGUGUUCUAAACCACUUUGUCAAAGAUGCAGCACAGACAUUUCAUGAUAAGCAAGAUGGUGACUCCAGAAGACAUCAAGCUACUGAAUCAGUGCAGCUGAAGGAAAAAAAUUCUGGCACACAACAUAGACACAGGCUAUCACAACAAAGGACCUCUCCGGUGUUUGGAGGCCCUGUCAAUGCUUUUAGAAGUCCAGCCAAUUUGGACGAAAACAGAUCCCCUUCUCUAUUUGGGCAUCUGCAAAUCGCCCCCAUCAUGAGUCAGAUCAGGUCACAGACUGAGGACAUUGCUCGUAUUUCUCCACGUAAAACUGGAGCAGCCAAUAACCAGUCUGCACUUAAUGAAGAAAAACCAAGAAAGAACAGAAAUGAACUUAGUCACUAUGUUAAGGUCAAAGAAACAGUAUCAAACCCAGCUCAGGAGCUUGUAGAGAGCAGUGAGAGGUGUCUAUCUUCAAAGCAAACUGGGAACUGCUGGGGGGAAAGGAAGAAAAGUGAAGCAGACCAUGCCUCUCAUAAAAAGUCCAAACUUUUGCUUAGUAGGGAAGAUAAUCCAUCAGAUAAGCCACUGGACUUGUCAGACAGACCAGUCGCCAGUCGUUCACAGGAGAGGAGAGAAGGAAAGGGCGCUGUUAAAGACAGUUUAAAGCAGUCCACACUGUUAGACAUGCUAAAAGCAUCAGGAAAGGCCUCCCCUCCCCCUUUCCAAGAUGGGAAUCUAAAACAAAAAGUUGAGCUGCCUAGUUUCCAAGUACCGGCAACCCCUCCUAGGAGCACAGUGGAUAUGGGGCAGCUCAUUGGCAAUAUCGGGACACCAGGCAUCCAGGAGCCAAUCAGAAAGAAGAGCAGAGCGUCGACCAGAGACUCUGAACCUGCUUCUGUGCUUCAGCCUAUCCUUUGUGUUCUUGCAAAGAGGAGCCCCUCACCAAAAGAAGAUGGUACAAAUUCCAGCACAAAUGAUAUGACAUGGAGCCUGGGUCCAGGGGCAGGUCUUUCACAAUAUCAAAUGGAUGUUGCUGUAAUAGAUCUGAAGAGUGGGACACCCUCAAAGCCUGAUGGAGAAACUGUAGACAUGGACUGCACAUUUGUGAGCAACAGCACGCUGUUAAAAGGGAGGAAACAACAAAAGGAGGAAAACAUAAUUCUUGAGGUAGGGCAGAAAGCAAACGACAGCUUAGCGGAAAUCUUUGACCGAACAGCUUAUAGAGAAUAUGAGUCCUAUCCACGAGAUGACAGCGAACAGUCUGAUCAGGAGGAUUGCUCUUUAGAUGAAGAGGCCGAUGGAUCUAUGAAUAGGUAUGAAGAAAAAACAGAUGAGCCAAAACUUAAAGCUUUUGUGGAACCAUAUUUAAAAAAAGAUGAAAGAAAGAACACCACCUUAAACUUUCCACACAUAAAAGUGGUGCGUAACAAAGAAGAGAGAAGGAAAAUGCAUGGGCACACAUGUAAGGAGUGUGAAAUCUAUUAUGCAGAUCUCCCUGCAGAAGAGCGUCAGAAGAAACUCUCGGCCUGCUCAAGGCACAGAUUCAGAUACAUUCCCCCCAGCACGCCUGAAAACUUCUGGGAAGUUGGAUUUCCUUCCACACAGACCUGUGUAGACAGAGGAUAUAUAAAAGAAGAGAUGACACCAGCCCAGCGUUCAAGACGACGGCAACCAUAUAAUGCAAUAUUUUCUCCAAAAGGCAAAGAGCAGAAAACUUAAGAGCUUCCAUGAAUGAUUGGACAAGGGAGCUUGCACGUAAAAAAAAUAUUUAUUGAUUUCUGUCAGAUUACGAAAAUAAAAGUGCUUUUGUCAAAGUAAGACACCUUUAUAAAGAAGUCACGGGUAAUUAGACAUCCCAAUGUAUAAAUAGAAAACGCAGAAACAAAAAUACAACUAAUGUUUAGGCACUUGUCCUGGAGCCUUUGCCUUCCCCAAUAAUGAAAAAGACUUACUGUGACAACAUGUUUUGCAUUGGUCCCUUGUUCCUAAAAUAGUAAAUAAGUUGAGUAUGCAAGAGCAAACUAAUCAAAAGGUGAUCUGAUCAUCGAGAACUAUUCUCCUGCCUCCAGUGAUACCAGUUUGGAGAGCAUACAAAUGUUACAGUGAAGCCCUAAACACAAUCUCCUGACCCGUCUUUGUGCCGAAAGGGCCACUUGAAUUUUGCAGUUUUGCCCCUUCCUUCCAAGGUUAAUCUAGCAGCUUAGUUCUGAGGCAAGUCACCCUCUUUGUCAUGUGAGGUUUAGGUUUGGAGAAGCACAUGUUCCGGCUUUUAAUCCCAUCCUGACUGCCAAAAAAGGGACUCAGUAGUGCUAAGAUUUUAAAUUAAUUUUUUUUUUUUUUUUUUUUUUUUUUUUUUUUUUAAUUUAAUGGUUAGUCUGCAAAGCCAAUGUGAUAUACUGUAGCAUCUUAAUGAUAAAGUGCAAAAAAUGGGUUUGUAGGGCUUUAAAACUGUAUCUCCUAUUGGUGUUUUACAGUUUACUGAUAUCUAAUUUUUUCAGAUAUAAAGCUUGAAACACUCAAUAAAAAAUCUUCUGUAAUACAAAAAGAAAAUAUUUGUUGGCAUUAACAUUUCAGCAAAAAAUUAUAUUCAGUGUCUACACAAACUAUAGCAUUACCCAUUAUCACAAGUACUGGUACUUGUUUUCCAAACAAGACGAUGAAAAUACCUUCCAAAGAAAUCCACAACUUUGAUUCCCUCGUAAAUGAAGGAAUCAUGAAGAAUUCAGGAUUGGAGGGGUUUAGGAAAUGAAUGCUGUUUUUCAAUUGUUAUUACUAUUGUUAUUAUUAGUAGUAGUAUUAGUAUUAUUCAUACACUGUUUGCAAACAUGACAAACCGGUAAGUAAAAUGUAAUUUUACUCUGUCCAAAUGUUCAGAUAUUAAGAGCUGUAAUAUAUACAGUAUAUAUUUUUUUUUACAUGUAAUUGUUAGAGAUACUGCUGUUAACAGAGUGCUAUCUAUUUUAUAAAGAUUUCUUUUGUCUACUUUUGUUUGUAUUCUAAUACUGCGGAAAAAUUGUUUCAAUUCAGUAAAUAUUUAUAGUCACUGUUCUUAUGAUCAAAUUUUGUUCUCUUAAAAAAGAUAAAUAAAAGAAACACUUCACGCUUACCUGGUGGAUUUCAUAUAUAUUGAUCAAUCCUUUUCAAAUUCUGUAAAAAAAAUCAGCUACAGAUAAAGAAAUGCUUGUUAUCUGAAUCAUGUCAUUCUAAAUUUGAAAUACAAUAUAUUUGUCUGU
Molecule: messenger RNA, 4280 nt
Organism: Acipenser ruthenus (sterlet)
Lineage: Eukaryota; Metazoa; Chordata; Actinopteri; Acipenseriformes; Acipenseridae
Product: DNA endonuclease RBBP8-like
Exons: 20
Coding region: 232-2766 (844 amino acids)
Biological process (GO): DNA double-strand break processing involved in repair via single-strand annealing; double-strand break repair via homologous recombination
Cellular component (GO): site of double-strand break
Molecular function (GO): Y-form DNA binding; damaged DNA binding; flap-structured DNA binding
Source: RefSeq, a predicted model, not a curated record